CAAAUGUUAUGAUUUUGCAAGGAAAUGGAGUUUGAUGUGUUUUUUGCAGCAACGUUCACGUAUGAAAGUGGUCCCUUACAGUAUGUGGAAUUUCCAAAGACAGAGGAACCCCUGUACAUCCUGGGGGGAGAAGUACAGUACGCUGUAUGACAUGGAGGACCUGAAACAUGACAUAGUGACAAGGCUGUGGUUUACAUACAGGAAGAACUUCGCACACAUAGGUGGUUCAGGCCCCAACUCAGACCAGGGAUGGGGCUGUAUGCUGAGAUGUGGGCAGAUGAUGCUGGCCCAAGCCCUGUGCAGCAGGCAUCUAGGAAGAGCAUGGAGGUGGGAGGCCAAGGAAGAUAACUCUGACUACUGGCGACUACUGAAGAUGUUCCAGGAUAAGAAGAGUAGUGUUUACUCCAUACAUCAGAUAGCCUCCAUGGGCGAGUCUGAGGGCAAGGCGAUUGGUCAGUGGUUCGGACCAAACACAAUAGCACAAGUACUCAAGAAGAUUGCUGUAUAUGAUGACUGGAGCUCGUUAGUUAUCCAUGUUGCUAUGGACAACACUGUGAUAGAAGAUGAUAUCAGGAAAUUAUGCAGGCUUUUGCCAGAAAAUGGCACGGAAUAUGUUGACAUGAACGGAUCAGACUCCAACGUCUUUCCCUCAACUCGGAGUUCCCGGAAGACACAGCCAUUCACGAUAAGUGGCAGCCUACAGACACAGCCGUUCUCACGGGGCGGCAGAACACAUUCCCCAGGGAGCAGUCAUUGUCUCGGUCGGUCGCCACCACGGAAACCUGUCAACUUGGACAAGUGGAAGCCCCUACUCCUUAUCAUUCCCCUCAGGUUGGGGCUGACAGACAUCAACCCUGUAUAUUUUGAUAGUUUAAAGAGCUGUCUUGCCUUGAAGCAGUCUGUGGGUAUCAUAGGAGGCAAGCCAAACCAUGCCCACUGGUUCAUAGGAUAUCUGGGUGAAGAGCUUGUUUAUCUUGAUCCCCACACAACACAACAAUACACUGACCUUGACCCCCGACUGGCCAAUGAUGACUCGUACCACUGCCCUUUCCCCAGUCGGAUGAGACUGAGUCAGCUCGACCCAUCGGUUGCUGUGGGGUUCUACUGUGGCACAGAGGAAGAGUUCACUGACCUGUGUCUGACAUUCAACAAGUUCAUCAUCAAGGCCAGCAAGACGCCCAUGUUUGAGUUGCACAAGGUCCGGCCUCCCCACUGGCCUCCAGUAGACACACCACCACGCAAUAGGACAACAUCAAACUCAGAUUUCACAGUGCUGGACAGUGCAGAAGGAGGGACCAAGUUCGACAGUGAAGAAGAAUUCGAAAUUUUAUAGGGACGUUUUAUCUGCAAGAAAACAAAGUAUUUUAUGGAGAGUCUUUAUGUUGAAUAUUUUAUGUGGCACCAUUGUUACAUAAACCUUUUAUUAUUGCAUGCAAUGCGAAAACAGCCAAAUAUUCACUGCAGAUGGGAGAAUAUAAAAUAACGUAGGAGGCACUUGUGUGUGAGACAGACGAGUUGCAGGACACUAUGUGAAA
Molecule: messenger RNA, 1535 nt
Organism: Haliotis rubra (blacklip abalone)
Lineage: Eukaryota; Metazoa; Mollusca; Gastropoda; Lepetellida; Haliotidae
Product: cysteine protease ATG4B-like
Molecular function (GO): protein-phosphatidylethanolamide deconjugating activity
Source: RefSeq, a predicted model, not a curated record